UGCUUCUUGUUUUCAGAGUUAAGAGAAGUGAUUGUGCAGAAUGGCCAGGACCAAGCAGACCGCCCGUAAAUCUACCGGUGGCAAAGCCCCUCGUAAACAGUUGGCUACUAAGGCUGCUCGGAAGAGCGCGCCUGCCACUGGGGGAGUGAAAAAGCCCCAUCGUUAUCGCCCCGGUACUGUGGCCCUGCGAGAGAUCCGCCGUUAUCAGAAAUCUACUGAGCUGCUCAUCCGCAAGCUGCCCUUCCAGCGCCUGGUGCGUGAAAUCGCCCAGGAUUUCAAGACCGACUUGCGCUUCCAGAGUUCGGCUGUUAUGGCCCUGCAGGAGGCUAGUGAGGCAUAUCUGGUUGGUCUCUUCGAGGAUACCAACCUGUGUGCUAUUCAUGCUAAGAGAGUCACGAUCAUGCCUAAAGAUAUCCAGUUGGCCCGGCGCAUCCGUGGGGAAAGAGCGUAAAGCCCCUCUUUUGCAACCACUUAAAAACCCAAAGGCUCUUUUAAGAGCCACCACGUUUACACGGAAAAGAGCUGUAUCCCUGCUUUAAUAUUUUAAGUGGCUUGGAAAGGUACAUACAUAGUAUGUUAUCCUUGUGGAAGGUAAAACAGCUCGCUGUUGGCCUAGGAUAUUCAUGGACGCUUUUUUUUUAAGCUUAAUGCACGAACACUUAAGGUGUUAUACUCUGCUUUAUUAUCGGAAACCCUCUUUUUUCCCUGUAG
Molecule: messenger RNA, 711 nt
Organism: Chelonia mydas (Green sea turtle)
Lineage: Eukaryota; Metazoa; Chordata; Testudines; Cheloniidae
Product: histone H3
Exons: 1
Coding region: 41-451 (136 amino acids)
Cellular component (GO): nucleosome
Molecular function (GO): structural constituent of chromatin; protein heterodimerization activity; DNA binding
Source: RefSeq, a predicted model, not a curated record